AUGGAAGAAUAACAGCAAAUUGAAAAUACUAUAAUAGAAGAAAGAUAUAGGAAGCCUGAUGGAGAGACUGGAUUUCGUAGAUACUAGAAAGGAAAGAUUUUAGGAAAGGGUGGAUUUGCAAAAUGCUAUGAAGUAACUUCUAUAGAAAGCAAAAAAGUAUUGGCAGCUAAGAUUAUUGCUAAAAGUACUUUAAAGAAAGGGAGAACAAAAGCAAAGGUAUAAUUUAAGUAUAUGAAAGUUAAUAACUGAGAUAAAGCUACAUAAAUCACUACAUCAUCAGAAUAUAGUUUAAUUUGAAGAUGUAUUUGAGGAUAAUGAAAAUGUAUACAUUCUUUUGGAACUGUGUUAAAAUCAAGUGAUAAAAUAAAUUGUAAUAUUUUUAGACUUUGAAUGAAUUGUUAAAAAGAAGAAGAAGAAUAAGUCAAAUAGAAGUGCAAUGUUAUUUGAAGUAAUUGAUAGGUGCAUUGAAAUAUAUCCAUUCUCAUAGAGUGCUUCAUCGAGAUUUGAAAUUAGGGAAUUUGUUUAUAAAUGAUAAGAUGGAAUUAAAAUUAGGAGAUUUUGGUUUGGCUACAAAAUUAGAUUAUGAUGGAUAGAGAAGAUAUACAAUUUGUGGGACUCCAAAUUAUAUAGCACCUGAAAUAUUAGAAGAAAGGAUGGGUCAUUCAUAUUAAGCAGAUAUAUGGUCAGUUGGAGUGAUUAUUUACACAUUGUUAAUAGGGAAACCACCAUUUGAAACUUCAGAUGUAAAGACAACUUAUAAUAAAAUAUCACAAUGUUAAUUCAAUUUUCCAGAUCAUAUUUAAAUAUCUGAGAAUGCUAAAAAUUUAAUUUCUAGAAUUCUUGUUCUUGAUCCUUCAAAAAGAUUAACAUUAGAUGAAAUUUUAAGUCAUCCUUUUAUGACAUCAAAUCCAAUACCUAAAACUACUCAUAUUUCUUAAUUAAUUAGUCCUCCAACUGCUGCAUGGUUAUCUCAAUAUUCUUAGGCUGCUAUGCUUAAUUCUAAAUAAUUAUAACCUGAAUUGAUUUCUAUCAAGAGUAACUCAUUAAUUCCAAAGAUGAAUAAUCUAUUUUCCACUUAACCUAAAAUGUCACAAGCUUAACGAAUAAAUAGUAUUAUUCAUAUAUAUAUAAUUUGUAGCAUUGACUGAAGGUAUUAAUUAUUUAAAAGAUAAUCAUUCAAACCUAAAGCUUUAACGAUCAUUAAAUAUUGAUAAUCAAAAUUAAAUUGAAUUUGUAAGUCUCCAAUUAUAAUUUAGAGUAAAGAGAAUGAUGGUUUAUAUGUUACUAAGUGUUGUGAUUAUUAAAGCAAAUAUGGAAUUGGUUAUGUUCUAUCAAAUUAAUAAUCUGGAGUUCUAUUUAAUGAUUCAACUAAAAUUAUCUAACGCAAUAAACUAUAAUUCUAUUUUUUUGAUAGAUUCAAUCAAUAAUCAAAUUAUGAAUUCGAAAAUUACCCAUCAGAAUUAAAUAAAAAAGUUACUCUACUCUAAAAAUUUACAUAAUAUUUAGGAAUUAAUGAAAAUAUUACUAUUACUAAUUCGUAAGAGUCUAAUGUUUUUGUGGAUAAAUUCCUUAAAACUAGGAAUGCUCUUCUUUUAAAACUCUCUAAUAAUGUGAUUUAGGCUGAUUUUAUAGAUAAAACUGUCAUUGUCAUAUUACCAAACUAGAGUAUACUUUACGUUAAUGAAAAAGGUGAAAAAUUUAGUUAUAAUUUGGAAUAAAUUAUUGAUAAAGAUAAAAUUUAAAGGAGGUAUUAAUAAAUAUUCUAAUUUUAGAUAUAAUUAUGUAUAGCAAUUGAGAAAAGGUUGUUAAUGA
This is a messenger RNA of Paramecium sonneborni, 1812 nucleotides long. The record is from the annotation of a GenBank genome assembly. Lineage: Eukaryota; Ciliophora; Oligohymenophorea; Peniculida; Parameciidae.